GCCGACUCUCCGCGGGGCCCAGCUCCGGGGCCGGCAUCCUCCCCGGAGCCUCCCUCUGCCCCGGGCGCAGCGCGAGCAGCUGGGCGCCUCGCCCACCGGAGCCGGCGGAGCACACUGCCUCCGGAUGGCUUAUCCAGAGGAACAGGGGGGCAUCCCCUUUGGUUUCAUCCGCCAGAAUUCGGGCAACUCCAUCUCCUUGGACUUUGAGCCUAACACCGAGUACCAGUUCGUGGAGCAAUUGGAAGAGCGCUACAAAUGUGCCUUCUGCCACUCAGUGUUGCACAACCCCCACCAGACUGGGUGUGGCCACCGCUUCUGCCAGCACUGCAUCCUGUCCCUGAGAGAAUUAAACGCAGUGCCGACCUGCCCUGUAGACAAGGAGGUUAUCAGACCCCAGGAGGUGUUCAAGGACAACUGCUGCAAAAGGGAAGUCCUCAAUUUAUAUGUCUAUUGCGCAAAUGCUCCUGGAUGUAAUGCCAAAGUCAUUCUGGGACGAUACCAGGAGCAUCUUCAGCAGUGCCAGUUCCAGAUUGUGCCGUGUUCUCACGAUCCCUGUCAGGAGCCCGUCCUCCGGAAGGAUCUGAAAGAGCACCUGAGUGCCUACUGUCAGUAUCGGGAGGAAAAAUGCCUCUAUUGCAAAAAGGCUGUGGUGGUCACCAACCUUCAGAAUCAUGAGGAAAAUCUGUGUCCUGAGUAUCCGGUGUCAUGUCCCAAUAAGUGCUUGCAGAUUAUCCCAAGAACGAAGGUGAACCAACAUCUGGCUGUGUGUCCUGAGGCUGAACAAGACUGUCCCUUUAAGCAGUAUGGCUGCCCCGUGAAGGAGAAGCGUGGGAGCUUGCAUGAACAUGAGCACACGGCCUUGCGGGAGCACAUGCUUCUGGUGCUAGAGAAGAACCUCCAGCUGGAAGAACAGAUUUCUGAGUUGUAUAAGAGCCUGGAGCAGAAAGAAAGUAAAAUCCAGCAGCUAGCAGAAACGGUGAAGAAAUUUGAAAAGGAGUUUAAGCAGUUUUCACAGUUGUUUGGUAAAAAUGGAAGCUUCCUCUCCAACGUCCAGGUUCUUACCAGUCACAUUGACAAGUCCACUUGGAUGGAAGCUCAGGUGCGUCAAUUAUUACAAAUGGUUAACCAGCAACAAAACAAAUUUGACCUGAGACCGUUGGUGGAAGCCAUUGACACAGUGAAGCAGAAGAUAACCCUGCUAGAAGCCCAUGACCAAAGAUUAGUUGUUUUAGAAGGGGAGACCAGUAAACACGAUGCCCACAUUAAUAUCCACAAAGCCCAGCUGAAUAAGAAUGAAGAGCGCUUCAAGCUCCUGGAGGGUGCCUGCUACAACGGGAAGCUCAUCUGGAAGGUGACUGACUACAGGAGGAAGAAGAAGGAGGCAGUGGACGGGCACACAGUGUCCAUCUUCAGCCAGCCCUUCUACACCAGCCGCUGUGGCUACCGGCUGUGUGCCAGAGCAUACCUGAACGGGGACGGGUCCGGCAAGGGGACUCACCUGUCUCUGUACUUUGUGGUGAUGCGUGGGGAGUUUGACUCACUGUUGCAGUGGCCGUUCAGGCAGAGGGUGACCUUGAUGCUCUUGGACCAGAGUGGCCAAAAAAACCACAUUAUGGAGACCUUCAAAGCUGACCCCAACAGCAGCAGCUUUAAAAGACCUGAUGGGGAAAUGAACAUUGCCACUGGCUGUCCCCGCUUUGUGGCUCACUCCACUUUGGAGCAUGCCAAGAACACCUACAUCAAAGAUGACACCUUGUUCUUCAAAGUGGCCGUCGACUUAACUGACCUGGAAGACCUGUAGCUCCUGUUUGUAGGGGGAGAAAAGGGAGCUUGUAUCCAGAACCAUGGAUACACUGGAUUCUCCCGUUGACCUGGUUUAGACUCAGUGCACACUUGUAUUUGGCUUUUUUGCCCUUAUGAUUAGAAAUCAGUUUAAGACUUCAGAAGGGCUUUAGAAAUGUCUUCUAACAUUUUCCUCUGCCCCAAUCUGAAACUUAACCCUUAGUAUCUUGUUAUUUAUAUAUUUUGGUGUCAUGGAAAGUGGUGAGUUUCUUGACAGCAGGGGCUGGGACACCGUCUUUCACUGGUGCUCCGCACAGUAUCUCGGGCGCUGGGUAAGAGUACAUGUUACUGGGGACACGGAGGUUGUAGAAUUCCCAACUGAAAAUGCUCUGGUAUUUCGUUGUUUGGCUUGAUGAUUCUGGACUGAGCGAAGUCAUCUUUUACAAGUUAGGCUGUUCCAGUUAAGUAGGAGGCAGUGCAGUCACUGAGACAAUAUGCCUGGUUGGGGCCACAUUUUUGUUAUUGUUGUUCUUGUUAGCUGUUAAAUUACCAUACCUCUAAGGUGUUACAUCCAGCAAACUGAAGUUUAGAUUUUGCUAACUCCAACCAUGUCAAAACCUGUUUUCAAAGAUUAGCAGUGGUCAGGGUAUAGCAGUUCCAUAAGACUUAAUGGAAUAAAUGUGCAUAUACAUACAUGUGCACAAAUAGGUUGAAGGUGCUUGUUAAUAACAGUAAAUUAAGAGGAAUAUGGGCAGAAUUUAGUGUAUGAUAGAGAAAACAGCAUAAAUGAACAAAGGGACCGUAAAACCACCUAGGAAGAGAACCAUUACAAUUUCAUACAGGUAUCAGAGGUACUCCCAUUCCAAAACUGAUCGCUCUAAGCAAUGUCUCCUAUUUUUUGUUGUUGUUUUUAAAGAUGUAUUUAUUUGAAGGGCACUGUGACACAGGGAGGGAGAAAUAGAGAAAGAGUGUUUCAUUCAUUGGGUCACCCCCACCCCAAAUGACUGCAGCAGCUAAGUGUGGUUCAGGCCAAAGCCAGGAGCCUAGAACUCCACGGGGGCCUACCACAGGGUGACGGGGCCCAAGCAGUUGGGCCGUCUUCUGUGGCCUUCCCAGGCAUUUAAGUAUAGAGCUAGGUCACAGGUGGAACAGCCGGAACUUGAACGUGGUCUGAUGUUAGAUGCUGACUUUGUAGGUAGCAGCUUGACCUGCCAAUGCCAACUGCUCUCCUCUUUCUGAGAGACAUUUUGAAUUCAUAAGCUGGUCUGAAAAUGGGCAUUUUCAGGUUUGUUGCCAGAGUCCUGAGUACAUGUGAAGAACAAAAAUAGAUCCUGUUCUAAUUGUCUGGACGGGUCCAAGGGUGUGUGGGCAGUCAAGACGAGGGCCUAAGGCUCUGAGAAGCCUGAGCUGAAUAAUAGACAGAAAGCCAAAAAACACCAACUUUUCCAGAGACCUUAUGCCCCAUUAUGCCAUAUGCCACUGUUCACGAGUGACCCGACACCCCUGAACAUGCCAUGAUGGGUCAUGGUUCAAGGGCCACUGUAGAGUGGCUCCAUGGGGUCACAAUCAUGUCCCUAGUUUAGAAGCAGCAUGGGGUGUGGGAGUGGCUUCUAAGAUGGACAGCAGCCUUCUUCUCUUGGGGUGGACUCUCCAGGGCAUACAGUCUGAGACCACGGGAAUCAUGUCGAGCAUUGGAUACAGAGGUGCAGUGCACAGUGGACACAUACCGCCAGGGCCGUGCUGGAGCUGCUGGUGGACUCGGUUGCACAGUUGGAGGUCUACAUGCCAGUGCAGACCAACUCAGCAAGCAGAACUCCAGCCUACAUGGCCACACGUUCUCUGUGUUUCUCGUCAUGUUCAAGGUCACUCUUUAUGUUCUCCUUUGAGUGGAAGAUCAUAUUGUUGUAAUGAGUCUUUAGGUUUUGAUUUUUUUUAAAUGGACCUGUCAAAAUAAAGACUGUGUUUUAACCAA
Ochotona princeps (American pika) is the source of this 3754-nucleotide messenger RNA. It is a transcript of the gene TRAF5, whose product is annotated as TNF receptor associated factor 5. Gene Ontology annotation, biological process: positive regulation of JNK cascade; protein K63-linked ubiquitination; regulation of apoptotic process. The record is from RefSeq and is a predicted model, not a curated record. Gene Ontology annotation, cellular component: plasma membrane signaling receptor complex. Bases 125 to 1801 code for a protein of 558 amino acids. The transcript is spliced from 11 exons. Gene Ontology annotation, molecular function: tumor necrosis factor receptor binding; zinc ion binding; thioesterase binding. Lineage: Eukaryota; Metazoa; Chordata; Mammalia; Lagomorpha; Ochotonidae.